Messenger RNA from Medioppia subpectinata, 818 nucleotides. Lineage: Eukaryota; Metazoa; Arthropoda; Arachnida; Sarcoptiformes; Oppiidae. The record is from the annotation of a GenBank genome assembly.
ACAAUGUCCAGAGAAGAGUGAAUCCAAUAUUUAAUACUAAAACAAAUAAAACUGUAAAAAUAGUGAUCACAGGAACCAAAUUCUGUGAGAAUAUAAUGUUUGUCUCAAUACUUACCAUAAGUAUUGUCCUGUGGAUCGGAUCCACCGAUGCCUAUGAGUUGACACAACCCGAACAAAUACAUCUCGCAUAUGGAGUGGGACCAACUGAAAUGGUGGUCACGUGGGUCACAAUGGACUCGACACCGGAGACCACUGUUGAGUUCGGCCAAUCGCCGACCGGACUAAACACUAUCACUCAGGGAUACGCCACGAGAUUUACAGACGGCGGCAGUGAAAAAAGGGUUAUGUAUAUCCAUAGAGUGGUCUUAAAGGGACUCAAACCGGAUGAGCAAUAUUUCUAUCACUGCGGCAGUGACUCCGGCGGUUGGAGUAGUGUUUACUGGUUUAAGGCCAUGAAAGAGGGCAACACAUGGAGUCCACACCUGGCACUCAUCGGUGAUCUCGGAAAUGUUAACGGAGUAUCCCUUCCCUUUCUUCAGAAAGCGGUGGCGAAAGGGAAAUACGAUGCCGUCCUUCACAUCGGUGAUUUUGCAUAUGAUAUGGAUUCGGAUAACGCUCGGGUCGGCGAUGAGUUUAUGAGACAAAUGGAACCGAUCACUGCUUAUCUGCCAUAUAUGACAGUUGUUGGCAACCAUGAGGGCGCAUACAAUUUUUCCAAUUACGAGAACCGGUUCACAAUGUAUGACCACACGAGCCGUCAAAUCAAUAACCACUUCUAUAGCUAUAAUGUCGGUCCCAUUCAUUUCAUUGUCUUCUCA